AAUAAAACGCAGUCUAAAAAGUCUGAGAAGCAAACAAAAAACAAAAACAAAACCAGCAUACUUGUCAUAGAGUCCCACAAUGUCUAUUGCACAGCUGCUCGAUGCUGCGGAAAACGGCGAUAUCGACCGCGUUGUGCGCCUGAUUGACGAGGAAGGCAUUGACGUGAACGGCCAGGACGAAUAUAUGGAGUGGACGCCGCUCAUCCUCGCUUGCAACUAUGGCCAUCUGGACGUCGUCGAGCUCCUCCUCGCCAAGGGCGCCGACCUGUACAAGUCCAACUAUAAACGAGCAACACCGUUCCACCGCGCUUGCCGAGGGCAGCACGCCCAUGUUGUCGAGUACUUGCUGUCAAUUGGCGUCGACUUUAACAGACCCGAUUACCAAGAAUCGCCGCCAAUCAUUUACGCUUCGUCGCCUCACAAUGACAACACCGAGGUCGUCGCCCUUCUUGUGGCAGCGGGUGCAGAUGUGAUGGCUCGCAACCAGUUUGGGCGCUUCCCGCUCCUCUACGUCAGCUCGCGCGGUCAUCCGGACUCGAUCACCGUGCUGCUCGACGCUAACGCAGACAUUAAUGGCACUGACAACUGGGGCUGGACGCCGCUGCAUGAGGCGUGCCGGUGGAAUCGCGUGGGAUGUGUGCAGGUUUUGCUCGAUCGCGGAGCAGAUGUGACCAUGCUGACGUGGGAUAAUGGCGACACGGCGCUCGAGCUUGCUCGGCGGCACGGGCAUGAAAGCGUCAUUGAAGAGUUUCGUCAGCGUGGAUCGCUUCUCCAGACUGCUGAGGCCGCCCAGGUCUCUGAUGCGGCCCAAGAACGUCGCGCGCAGAUUCAACGAGCACGCGACGAGGCGUCUGCGUCGGCCACGACUGGCGUCAACACGAGCGAGCGCGCGCAACUAGAUUAGCCUGCUUUAUUAACCGUCUUUUUCUUUGCUUUGUGUGCUUGUUUGAUCGUUGGAAGUGUGAUUCGAGUCGUUUACUUUGUAAUACACUCGGCGGACUCACUGUCGUGAUUGGUUUUGAAGCGCCAAACUGUGAUUUGGAUUACGAGCUGGG
Messenger RNA from Capsaspora owczarzaki ATCC 30864, 1055 nucleotides. RefSeq lists its product as hypothetical. Gene Ontology annotation, molecular function: aspartic-type endopeptidase activity; protein binding. The transcript has 4 exons. Bases 80 to 904 code for a protein of 274 amino acids. Gene Ontology annotation, biological process: proteolysis. Lineage: Eukaryota; Filasterea; Ministeriida; Capsasporidae. The record is from RefSeq and is a predicted model, not a curated record.